Molecule: messenger RNA, 2336 nt
Organism: Heterotrigona itama
Lineage: Eukaryota; Metazoa; Arthropoda; Insecta; Hymenoptera; Apidae
Source: the annotation of a GenBank genome assembly
CGACGAUUUCCCUCCGUUGAUUUGUCUCCGGAAGAGAGUGCGAAAGAAAUUAGUCAAACGUUUAAUGAGAUGAUGAUGAUUGACACGAUGCCCUGUUUUGUUCAAUGCCACUUGUACUGAAUUCUACUUGCACACGGUGGAGAAGAGAGGGAGUAUCUCUCGAUCGGUGGCUAUAUAGCCAGCUACAGGACUGAUCGUUUCAGUUACGAACUCUUCAAGUCAGGAUUUGUCCAGUUUUUUUCACUCGUUCUCGUUUACCAUCUUGUAAAGACUAGCCUGACUCUAUCAGAUUUUAUUACGGAUUCGUACGAUGUCAUAAAUGUCGGCAAACAAGGGUCCACGUGGUUCAUCAACUCGUCUGUGUUGACGUUUUUAAUCAGCUUAAACGAGAAUUUUUAUCGCGAACGCCAACGCGAGUACACACAGCACCAUGCAUUCCGGAACAUAGAAUUUCGCGAUUUCCUUGCAAAGUGAACCACAAAAUUCAGCGGGUUACUUUGACGAGAGAAAAGUGAUUUAACUUGCCCUCGAGCUCGACACCGGUGGAUUUUUCCAAUUUCCCGAGGAAAAUGCCACCGCAGGAGAAAUUUGAAAAUUCCGUGCACUUGAACAACAAUCGGGAGAGUAACGUGGUGGCCACUCGUCAGAACUCGAUCAACAUUCAAACGGAGGAAACAGAUAAAGCCGUUAAGGAAGAGACGGGUGACAUGGAUUUUGAUGAAUUGCUGCCCUAUGUCGGGGAGUUUGGCCUUUACCAGAAGAUCCUCUUCGUUCUGAUGAUCCCUUUCGCUUCGUUUGUGGCCUGGGUCUACUUCUCGCAGAUCUUCAUCACGCUGAUACCGGAUGAUUAUUGGUGUUGGGUACCGGAACUGGAGAACCUCACAGUCAACGAAAGACUGUCGCUAGCGAUACCAGCCAAUCACGAGGGAUACUCGAGAUGCAGCAUGUACGAUGUAAAUUACAGACAGAUUUUGUUAAAUGAAAGCCACGUGCCGGACCCAUUGUGGCCAACGAAAGCUUGUCAACACGGAUGGGAGUUCAAUUAUAGUACUGUUCCGUACGCAACUGUGGCAACCGAGCUGGGAUGGGUCUGUCAGUACGACGCUUUGCCGACCAUUGCUCAAAGUAUCUUCUUCAUCGGCGCUAUCUUCGGUGGACUGAUUUUUGGAUGGAUCGCCGAUCAAUACGGCAGGAUACCAGCUUUGAUCGGGGCUAAUUUAAUGGGAUUUCUCGCUGGAGUGGCCACCGCAUUCACCGAUACGUUCUGGCAGUUCACGUUGUGCCGUUUUUUCGUCGGAUUUGCCUUCGACAAUUGCUUCACCAUGAUGUAUAUAUUAGUGUUGGAGUACGUUGGGCCAAAAUGGAGGACAUUCGUAGCGAACAUGUCGAUAGCAAUCUUCUUCACGUUUGCAGCGUGCAUUUUACCCUGGAUUGCCUACUUCUUGGCUGAUUGGAGGAUGACCUGCAUUGCCACUUCGGUUCCUCUUGUUCUCACCGUAAUGACGCCGUGGCUGAUCCCGGAAAGUGCUCGAUGGUUGGUCAGCCAAGGUCAAGUAGACAAGGCUAUUCAGAUCCUGGGCAAAUUCGAGCGAAUAAACGGCACCAAGGUGCCUGAUGACAUCUACAAACGAUUCCGGAUUGCAUCUGCAUCAGAUAUUUCUCACUCAUCACGUUCUCUUGCUCAAGAAUAUUCCGUUUGAUCCAAUGUCGGUAGCUCCGAGCGAAGAAUUCGCUUGCUGCGUGAAACACGAUAUCGUCAUAUCUUCAUUUUAUCGUAUCGAAUUUUUGAUGGCGAUUUCUUUGGUGUUCGACGGUCACGUACGGAACGUUGAUAAUCUAGGACUGAACGUGUUCGUCACAUUUACAAUCGCUGCAGCAACCGAGUUGCCCGCUGACACGUUCCUCACGCUCGUUCUUGAUCGAUGGGGCAGAAGAUGGCUCGCGUGCGGUUCCCUCGUUGUCUCCGGUAUAUUCAGCAUCUGGGCUUCAGCUGUCUCCAAUCGUUUGUAUAUUUCGUUUAUCACUCGUAUAUCACGUUGGGCAUUUAUAAUACAAAAUUAGAACUAGAUGGCAAUCUCUUGAAUUAUAGAAAUUAAAACUGUGCCAACUUGCAUUGUGUAGGGGAUGCGAAUCCUCUCCCCUUGGUCCUACCGCCAGCACUAUUAAAAAUAAAUUACUUUAUGAAACUGAUCUUGUCAAUAGUCAUAAAAUGCCUUACCUUCCCGAUCGAAAGCAGAGUUCAGAAAGUUUAUUUCAAGAGUCAAUCUAUCAUCGUGAGUGUACAUCACUCGCAUAGACAGCAAUCAGUUGUGUUGUUUAAUUCAAGUAAGAACCGC